GUAACACUGACAGUUCGUGGCUUCAUUUUCUGGGGGUGAGGCGUGAGUUGUAUUUUUCGGAUUAUUUUGAUAAAUUAUUAUCAAUAUAAAAUGCUAAAAUAGUGUAAGAAACUGGAAAGUGCUCAAAUAUGUGUCGUAGUAGUGAUUUUUCUAUUUGUAAUUUGUGUAAAGUGUAGUGUCCAACAUGUUUCGAUGUAUACCUUUGUUUAAAUGUAAUCGCCAAGUGGAAUGUGUAGACAAGCGGCAUUGCUCGUUGCCAACAGUGCCUGAAGACAUAUUGAGAUACUCCAGGAGUUUGGAGGAGCUGUUUUUGGAUGCUAAUCACAUACGAGACCUACCGAAGAAUUUCUUCAGACUUCACCGGCUAAGAAGAUUAGGACUUAGUGAUAAUGAAAUUCAUAAACUUCCACCUGAUAUUCAAAAUUUCGAAAACUUAGUGGAACUAGAUGUUUCCCGCAAUGACAUUCCCGACAUCCCCGAGGACAUCAAGAAGCUGCGCGCGCUGCAGAUCGCUGACUUCAGCAGCAACCCUAUUCCCCGGCUGCCGGCGGGCUUCAGCCAGCUGCGAGCUCUCACCGUCCUCGGCCUCAAUGAUAUGUCGCUCACCAGUCUGCCCAGCGAUUUUGGAAGUUUGGUGUCACUUCAGUCGCUGGAGCUGAGAGAAAAUCUGUUGAAGUCAUUGCCUGAGUCCCUCAAGAACCUCACUAAGUUACAACGGCUAGACUUGGGCGAUAACGAAAUCGAAGAAUUGCCUGGAUUUAUUGGAGAAUUGCCGGCACUGGAAGAAUUAUGGCUCGAUCACAACAAACUUCAGUACUUGCCCCCAGAAAUAGGAAAUUUGAAGGCUCUAGUGUGUCUAGAUGUCAGCGAGAACAAAUUAGAGAAGCUUCCAGAAGAGAUAGGAGGGCUCUGUUCUCUUACCGACCUACACCUAUCUCAAAAUAUGUUAGAAACAAUACCCGGCGGUAUCGGCGAUUUAUCCAAGUUAGCUAUACUGAAGUUGGACCAAAAUAGAUUACAUACGUUAAAUGAAAAUGUAGGAAGGUGUACAAAUCUACAAGAGCUUAUAUUAACGGAGAAUUUUUUAAUGGAACUGCCUAAAUCCAUAGGGAAUCUCAAUGAACUGACAGUACUGAAUGUAGAUAGAAAUUCCUUGGGUGAAAUACCGCUAGAGAUUGGGAAUAUGACAUUAUUGGGCGUGUUAAGUUUAAGGGAUAACAAGCUAACGAGACUGCCGAAUGAACUGGGAAAUUGCAAAUCACUGCACGUUUUAGAUGUCAGCGGGAAUAGGUUACAGUACUUACCAUACACACUAGUAAAUCUAGAAUUGAAGGCGGUGUGGCUGUCUGAAAACCAAGCACAGCCGCUGCUCACCUUCCAGACUGACAGGGACGAAGCCACGGGCGAGAACGUACUUACCUGCUUCCUACUGCCUCAACUCAGUUACACCCAACAACCAGAGUUGGAACACACAUCAGAGGUCGGCAGUCAACACUGGUACAGGGACAGAUUUAGUUCACGAUCUCAAGACCUGUACACGCAAGAUACAAGUUCACGUGAUCGGGAUCUCGACGACCCUGACUGGCAAGAGAAAGAAGAAUCUAGAACGCAUUCCGUCAAAUUCACAGAAGAGUACACCGAAGCGAAAGAGACUCCUUUCGUGCGCCAGAAUACGCCUCACCCGCGGGAAUUGAAAGCGAAGGCGCAAAAGAUACUCGGACGUUCGCCAGAGAUCGCUAAUGUGCAAACUGCACAAGAGCCGCCCGCGACAAAUGGUCUUCCUUUAUCUCCCCCUGAGCCACAGCCAAUAGCCAUGGAUAUUAAUGAGGCACACGACACCCAAAUACCCGAUACCAGAGAAGACGAGAACGAAUACCAACAGUCGAUGGAUCGAGAAUCGUCAGAAGGCGAAAACGAAGAUAAUGACGACUCCGAUGAAUUAGAGCACGGGCCCCGACGCGUCGCAUGGCGAGCGACCGUGCAGGAGCGCGCAGUGGCGCCAACUGGCGGACGAUUGCAUCGACGCGACACACCCCACCACUUGAAGAACAAACGCGUCAACCAGAUAGACGCGGGAAGGGCGCGAGAUUUAAUUGCGCAGGCGAUCAAAAAACGCGAGCAACAAGACGAGAAGACUGAUGAUGAAGAGGGAGUCGAAGACAUUCCUGACGGUGAAUCUGUAUCGGAGCGAGCAGAAAGUGAGACGCGAGUAGUGAGCGACCAGCGAUGCAUAGAAGUGAGAAUCGCCCGGGCAGCCGGCGGGUUAGGCCUGAGCAUCGCCGGUGGAAGGGGCUCCACGCCCUAUAUAGGCAAUGAUGAAGGCAUCUUCAUAUCGAGGGUCACGCCUAAUGGGCCCGCGUAUUUAGCUGGAUUAAGGGUUGGUGAUAAGGUGCUAUCAGUGAACGGGACUUCGGUGGUGGAGGUCGACCAUUACUAUGCCGUAGAAGUCCUCAAGGCAAGCGGUCCUGUGUUGACUCUUGUUGUUACUAGGGACUCUCCGAAUUCCACCAGGACACAUAGUCGAGCGCCGAGCGGCGCAAGUCAUCAUUCUGUUUCGAGUACCACCGAUACGAUCUCGACCCUGGAAAAUGGACAGGUCCCAACCGGCCGCGGCAUACCAUCCAAGCCGUUGAUAAUAGGGAACCAAUACGCCCAGGAAUUCGAACCGGAGUACAAAGAACACAAGAUCAGCAAUCAGACGACGCCUAUAGCGACACCUACCGUCAACUUCAGUAAUGUCCCGGGUGAACCUGUCACAACUGAUACGUAUCAAAGGUUGCAAGCAUCGCCGCCGCCGCAAACAACACCUUAUAUCCCACCUGUGUACCAACAAAAAGUACUAGUGCACACAACAUUGAUCCGUGAUGGAGCGGGAUUAGGGUUCAGCAUCGCGGGAGGCAAGGGUUCUCCUCCGUACCGGGAGGACAGUGAUGCCAUCUACAUCUCGCGGAUAUCGCCGCAGGGCGCCGCUAGUAAAGACGGCAAGAUGAUGGUCGGGGAUAAGGUGCUUUCGAUCAACGGCGUAGAUAUGGAGAACGCGCCCCACGAAGCGGCCGUGUCAUUGCUAACGGGUCACGAAAGGUUCGUGAGGCUGGUGCUUCAAAGGACCAUCACUUCAGAACAAUGCGAGAAGCUCCCGCGGAAGUCGACAUCAGACGAAGUGAGAGAGCACAAGACGAGCCUACAGAAUGUCAGCAUCACGCCCACACCGAAACCCACCAAUCACAUGACAGCACCUGUAGUCGGCAACCACACGCACACGUCGCCGCGUGUGACGCACAUAUCACCAGCACCCACACCGACACCGCCACAAAUAAAACCGCAACCACAAAUAAAACCACAGCCGCAACCGCAGAAACAAACUAGUUUCGCGCCCAAUGUGCCGCCUCAACCGGCGCCGAGGAAACUGAGCCAAACCAACGGACAGGCGCCCAAACCAACGACUAACAGUACGAGCACGCCGCUAACAGGAAAUAACACGCACGGCUCCAAUGACGACGUAUUCGACGACAUACAGCCCUCUCGACCAAUCACGAACGAGGAGUUCCAAGCGAUGAUACCGGCGCACUUCCUCGGUGGACCUCGGCCGACUUCGGAACCUCCCGAGCGAGGCGUCCGAGUCACAGUGGAGAGACCCUCGACCGCGGGAGUGGUACUUCCCCCCGCCCCCUCCACCCUCGGCAGAGUCACGGAAACCAUCACGAAGUCAACCUUCACGGAAACGACGGUCACGAGGAUCACGGAUAACCAGCUCGUCGCGCCGCUCAUCAUUGAAGAUGUGGUAUUGGUUAAGGAAGGCGGCUCACUAGGAUUCAGUAUUAUAGGUGGUACAGAUCAUUCGUGUGUGCCAUUUGGUGCUAAAGAACCUGGCAUAUUUAUAUCGCAUAUCGUCCCGGGCGGAGUCGCAGCGCGUUCCGGCAAACUUCGCAUGGGGGAUCGCCUCAUCAAAGUCAAUGGCAACGAGUUGACUGGCGCGACUCACCGCGACGCCGUGCAGCUGCUGCUGCAGCCGGGGCCGACGCUCACGCUCACCGUGCGACACGACCCGCUGCCGCCGGGAUACCAGGACCUGACGAUAGUGAAACAAGAGGGCGAGAAGUUAGGCAUGCACAUCAAGGGUGGUCUGAAUGGUCAACGCGGGAACCCUAACGAUCCUAAUGAUGAAGGCGUCUUUAUAUCGAAGAUCAACAGUGGCGGCGCUGCUAGGAGGGAUGGCAGACUAAAGGUCGGCAUGCGUCUUCUAGAAGUGAACGGUGUUUCGUUACUCGGUGCCACUCACAACGAAGCGGUGAACGCCCUCCGCUCCGCCACUAAUGCUCCGCUCCACCUAAUAGUGUGUCACGGGUACACACGCCCAGAGAAAUAUACGACCGGCAGCGAGAGCGGGACGGCAGACACGGGCGGCUCUCUGUCUCACUCAACCUCCAGCCUCGAUCGGGAUGAGCCGUUGCAUCAUCAUCAACAGGAGCAACAAUUCCAUCAGGAUCUAGUUGAGUUUGAACAUGAGAAAACAGUCGCAGAAAUGAGGGAGAAGUCUACCCCAGAAAAGGUACUAGACAUAGUCCACGCCGUAGAAAGCAUGGCCCUAGAGCCGGUGCCACCAACCUCGCCCGAGCCGCAACACAAGACCACCACCGUCGUUAUGUCAAAACACACGCUUCAACCUCAGUCGUCUAGUUCGCAAGCGGCGCCACCCUCGCCGCUCGCGGUGUUUACCCAGCAGAAGGUGAAGACGCCGCCGCCCCCCACCCCGCCCCCCGCGCCCGCGGACGGCACGCCCGUGGAUCCGCCCGCCGCGCCGCCGACGCCUAAACAGCAGCCGCAGCGACCGAUGCAACCGCCGCCGCCUCCCCCCGUGAAACAAAAACCACAAGUGCCACGCAAACCCCAGACGAAGCGAGUUAGUUUCACCCGGGAACCGGAAUAUGAGCCCGAACUGUACGAACCGUUGUCGACGAACGAACCGAAACCGACCCCCCAGCCCCUACCGCAUGAAGUGCAUGAUGCGGGACCUAGAGAUAUUGACACUAACGAUGCAUGCGCGGGAGUUAGCUCAUUACUAAUACGAAACCGACCGCCGAGAGCCGAAGUAGAGGUCUCGCAACCGGUACCUCAGGCGAGUCUUGUCCUUCCCGAAGACUACAUCAUUCCCCCUCCGCCCUCCUUCGACUCGAACGUAAGUGGCGUUCUUUUAGAAAAUGAGUUGUGUGUGCCGCCUAUUACUAUAGUUCCGAAACGCAUAGUUCUACCCGAACCAGAUGUUGCGGAAACAUCCAUGCAGUUUUCCAAUACGACAAAUUCUCCCGAAUCCGAAGUACCUCCUCCAAUUAAUUUUGAUGCCUAUCCGGCUGCAGUUACUCACCUCCCGAUCAUUGAUCGUCCCUCACAUUCUUCCAUAAUUUCAGAUGUGCCAUUAUGUCAAUUUUUGCGAACUUCAGAAGAUCCUAGUAUAAUUUGUGAGGAUUAUGAUGAACUUUUAUCAGCUAGCCCUAUUGGUGAAGCAGUUCCCGAAUUGCUCCAAGUACAUUAUAAGACUUUACCUGAAGUUUCACAUAUUCCUAAUACUCCAUGUAUUAUUCACCCAGACCAAACAUUCCACAGUGACAGUCCGAAAGAUUCUCCUUUACAUCAAUCGUUAAGAGAUUUAAGAGUAAAAAGUUUAUCACCGGGUAUGGUGCAUUCGACAACAUACCCAACUAUAAAUCCUUAUCCGUCUUUGACGACAGUUGCGGGAACAUUUAAUCCCUACACCAAUACGAUUCCAGUAUGUACACAUCAAACGUCCCAGCAUCAUAAGCCGCAGGUGUCCCCAUCGUUACCUUGCUCGCUAGGGAAGGAUAUAAACGCAAAUGUCACACAGACAAUUAAAACUGAUAUACCUAAAAGUGUUCCACCGGAGAGAAGAGUACGUUUCGGCGAUGUGACCACUGCGCCCGAGUCCGAAAUGAGUACUUUGUUGAACAGUUCGGAUCUCUUGGAGGAAGAGAGUUCCCCGCCCGCAUCCACUCCGAAACCCGCAUGGAGCAGCAAAAUCAAAGCCUUCGCCAUCGGCGAGGUAAUCAUCAAUGCUUCCCCACCUCCUUCCGGUAACUUUGUGAAGGCAUCUGUCAGCGACAAGAAAAAGUUUUUCGAAAACGCUAUGGAAGAAAGUCACAAACCGUCGCCUAAGCCAGAGAGAGUAUUCACAUUCUUAUCCGCGGAUGAAGUGGAGAAAUUGAAGCAGGAAGAGGAGAAGAAGAUGGCGUCUCUAUCGCGUGCGGAGCUCGGCUCGUGGUCCCCGGGGGAGGACCGCCAGAGCGACAGCUCGCACUCCGACGAUGAGCCAUACGAGAACGGCCAUAGUGUGUCCCUGGGCGGUGUUAGCCCAUCAGCGAAGUCCCAGCGUCGACGGGCGGCCCGCGAAGGGAGCGACGGUGAGAGCGCCGACGAGCGAGCGGCCAGGCGAGCCGCUUGGCGAGCCGCCAGGCUUCGGUCUUUGGAACAGGAAGCCAUUGAAUCGUCUAAAGUGAUAAAAAAUAUGGUCGGGCCGGCAAAUGAUAUUAUUGGUGAAGACAAAUCUCCGUCUGAGGUGGAGACAACGCAAGAGAAAAUAAUAUCACUAGAACUCACCACUAGUCCGAGUAGCGAAACGGCGCCCACUGAGCUCGCAGACGCCAGUAUCAGUUUAGGCGAAGGGGAGAUCGAAGGGGGAGACGCGUCCCUUCAACCCGACAUCGUCCAGGUUGUUAACCCUCUACUUGACGGCAGCGCGGGAAGAGUUACAGCCAUCCCCGUGGGCCCCGCACAGAGACUUACCGCCUAUAACGACCAACAACAGUAAACCGGGCCCGGCACAAUCUCCGCCUCCAAAACCAUACCCAUGACAAAUAAUCGGACCCACAAUUACCACGACUCGAACGAACUCGAUUGUAGAUUUCUUCAACGAAACGAACAGCGACUGCACUGAACGAACCAUCAUAAUUUGUAUUAUAAACUGUGAUAAUAAGUUUAGAUUUCCACCACCGAUUUCUUGUGUUACGUAAACGGCUAUUUUGAAGAAAUCCACUAACGAGGACACCGGCAUAGUGGCAUUUUCUGAUCACAAUUAUUUUUAUAUUAGAUUAUUUUGCGACGGAGAUUUUAGUUGUACUGUACGUAGGGAACUCCUAUAUAUUUUUAUAUAGAAAACUAUUCUUUGAAUACUUUAUGUAUUUAAUUUUAACGAUUUUCAUUCCGUGGAAGUUUUUAAAGUUUGACUGUUUGAUGCAUUAUCUGCUAAGUGGAAAGUGUUAAGAAUGCGAAUGGUUAGUAGAUUACUAUCGCGUAUUUAAAUAAUAUAAAUUAUGUAAAUACCAUCAGAAUCAAAGCAUUAAAUAUUUUAAUGCCAUUUGAUUCGUGAAGAGGACAGCUUUUUUAGGAAUAGUGUCAAAAUUGAAAAGAUUUAUUCGUAAUAUUAAUUAAUUAAUUAGUUUAAAAUGAUUUGUGCAUUGUUAUUAUUAAUUAUUACAGUAUUCUUUUUUUCUGGUGAGCUAGUAUUUUAUUAAUUUAAUCUUUUAGAAACUUUUAUUUUAUGUAUCUGGUGCCUUAUUUUCUCAGAUUGAUUUAUGCAAUUAUGUAUUUUAUUAUCAACGUUUAAUAAACAUUUUAAUUAAUUCUCUUUCAGUAUUAGAUUAGUUUUCAUGCAGUUUCAGUGAUGAACAAUGCAUUUUCGUCAUAAAUUCUAUAAGUUAAUUGUAUUGUAUAUCCUGUCUGUUGUCAUAUAAUCUUAAUCUCAAUGUAUAUUUCCAUAUCUGAGAAAUAGUAUUUGAUAAAUAUUUAAAAUGGGAGUAACGAAUAUUGAUGUGUUGUAUGGGAGAAUGUUUUAUAUGUGUGACCUUUAUACCUUUUUAAGUCUUUAGCGAUAUGUGAAUUGUAAACUAAUGAAAAUAUUGUAUGUUUGUCCCAAUUAAAUGGUUUAAUAUAUAUUUUAAUAAAAUUA
Molecule: messenger RNA, 7957 nt
Organism: Amyelois transitella
Lineage: Eukaryota; Metazoa; Arthropoda; Insecta; Lepidoptera; Pyralidae
Gene: scrib
Product: protein lap4
Exons: 35
Coding region: 185-6820 (2211 amino acids)
Biological process (GO): neurotransmitter receptor transport postsynaptic membrane to endosome; neurotransmitter receptor transport, endosome to postsynaptic membrane
Cellular component (GO): postsynaptic density; adherens junction; postsynaptic membrane
Molecular function (GO): protein binding
Source: RefSeq, a predicted model, not a curated record